AUGAAGCUUAAGCACCCGUCCAAUUCCGCUUCUCAAACCCUAACCUCAUCCGAGACGCGUUUGCUUGUCCGUGAGACACUACGCAUCAGCGCCAACCUCGCAUCGGCACCUCCGCCGCCGGCGGUGUCCGAGCGGGAAUUGAUUCGGGAUUCCAACUUUGGCGGACUUGUCGAGGACCAGUUUGUUGAUUCCAGCUUUAGAUUGAUCUGUUGUGAGGAGAUCGAUGGCCAGCGGUGGAAAUAUUUCGCUGAUAAUAACAGUGUUAAAACUAGCAGUUCGAAGAAAUUUAAGAAUAAUUCUAUUCGUGCUGUUAGCUCGCAUGAUCCCCAGGCCCCUUUUGAUGGGUUGAUGUCAUUUAUAAGGUUGUAUGUAGUUCCCGAAGGAUUUCCUGACAGUGUCACACCUGCUUAUGUUCCAUACAUGACUUGGAGAGCAUUGAAGCACUUUUUUGGUGGAGCAAUGGGCGUUUUCACGACACAAACACUCCUGAAUUCAGUAGGAGUUUCGAGAAAUCAGGCUGCACCAGGUGCUGUAGCUUUAAAUUGGAUUCUCAAGGAUGGUGCUGGACGGGUUGGGAAGAUGCUUUUUGCAAGGCAGGGAAAGAAAUUUGAUUACGAUCUAAAGCAGCUUCGGAUUGCUGGUGACCUUUUAAUGGAGUUGGGAGCUGGGGUAGAGUUAGCAACUGCAGCUGUUCCACAUCUAUUUCUUCCGUUAGCUUGUGCUGCCAACGUGGCCAAGAAUGUUGGUGCUGUCACAUCUACCUCAACUCGAACCCCAAUAUACAAGGCCUUUGCUAAAGGAGAAAAUAUUGGAGAUGUGACUGCCAAGGGAGAAUGUGUUGGAAAUAUUGCUGACCUGCUUGGAACUGGACUGAGCAUCAUGAUUGCUAAAAGAAACCCAUCUUUGGUAACCACAUUUGCUCUGCUCUCAUGCGGAUAUGUGAUGAGCUCUUAUCAAGAGGUGAAAUCUGUUGUGCUGCAUACACUAAAUCGUGCAAGAUUCACUGUAGCAGUAGAAUCCUUCCUCAAGUCAGGGCGAGUUCCAACUUUGCAAGAGGGAAAUUCAAUGGAAAAUAUAUUCAGUUUUCCAUGGUCAAAACACAGACCUAUUGUUCUUGGGCCAAGAUUCAAAGAUGCAUUUCAAGAUCCUAACUCAUAUCUGGCCGUGGAACCUAUAUUUGAGAAAGAGCGAUACAUCGUGUCAUAUAAUCCUUCCAGGGGCAAUAUAUAUGCCUUGUUCAAGGACCAAGCAAAGUCUGAUGACAUACUGAAAGCAGCUUUUCAUGCUCAUGUGCUUCUCCACAUCAUCCACACCUCCAAUCAGAACCAAUGUUCCUCUAGGAGACAACAAGAGCAUGACCUUCCGAUGUUACUGCCAACAUCGUCUGAUAUUCAAGCUCAUGUUGCAGAAUCUUAUAAGAUGGUGUCAGCUUUAUAUGGGCCAUUCAAGAACAAAGCAAAGGAACAGGGUUGGGUAAUGUCUGAAUCACUACUUAAUCCUGGCCGAGCUCGACUGUGUCAAUUGGUCAAAUAA
Molecule: messenger RNA, 1533 nt
Organism: Fraxinus pennsylvanica
Lineage: Eukaryota; Viridiplantae; Streptophyta; Magnoliopsida; Lamiales; Oleaceae
Source: the annotation of a GenBank genome assembly